Molecule: messenger RNA, 1503 nt
Organism: Cyclopterus lumpus (lumpfish)
Lineage: Eukaryota; Metazoa; Chordata; Actinopteri; Perciformes; Cyclopteridae
Gene: tm4sf4
Product: transmembrane 4 L six family member 4
Exons: 5
Coding region: 313-924 (203 amino acids)
Cellular component (GO): membrane
Source: RefSeq, a predicted model, not a curated record
GACUGCUAUAAAGGUGAAGCAGUGAGGAGGAUGUGGGCUAUAAAGGCUCAAAUAUAGCUUUAACCUAAUAAGCAACAGGACAGGCGAGGCAGACAGGUUCACUCAGAAGAUUCAGUCAGGCGGACAGAGCCUUUUGAAGAAACAACCACGCUUUAGAGGUGUAAGGAGAACUUGGUGUUGGAAAGCAGCGGUUUUAUUAUUUUCAUUUUAUAAACAAGACUUCCGUGCUUUGUCAGAUUAUAUAGACCAUUAGUGGGGUUUUGAGACGCUUUCAGAGUUGUUACUUGGAGAGGUUGAAGCAUCAGUGUCAAAAUGUGUUCAGGCGGCUUUGCCAAGUGUCUGGGGAUCAGUCUGAUGCCUCUGUCGAUUCUGUGUGUGCUGUGUAACAUCCUGCUCUUCUUCCCCGGCGGGAUAUCUGUGGAGAGUGAACACAUCACAGACCUAGUCUGGUACUGUGGAGGCAUUCUGGGAUCUGGAGUGUUGAUGAUCUUCCCGGCUCUGGUUUUCCUGGGUCUGAAGAACAAUGACUGCUGCGGUUGCUGUGGCAACGAAAGCUGUGGUCGAAGAUUUGCAAUGCUGAGUUCCAUACUGUUUGCAGCUGUGGGUGUCGCGGGGGCUGGUUACUCAGUGAUCAUUUCUGCUGUGGCCAUAAACCACGGACCUGAGUGUGUGGUUAACAUUAACGGCACAGACAAGCAAUGGGGCUAUCCCUUCUUAAAUGGUGACUUCUCCCUGUCUGACAAAGAUGCCUGGUCGACGGCUUGUCUGGAGCCGGCCCGCGUGGUGUCCUGGCAUCUCUCUCUGUUCUCUGUGCUGCUGGUCAUGGGUUUGAUCCAGAUGGCACUGUGUGCUGUGCAGGUGGUAAACGGCCUGCUGGGAUGUCUGUGUGGCAACUGCUGUGGGGGGAGCGAUGGAGCCGUCUGAGCACUUCCUCCAGCUGUGAGAGUCAGCAGUCAGCGGCCUCUUGUAUUUAUUCUGGAUGACAGUGGUUUCUUGCUUCAUGCCAUAGCUCUAAGUUUUUGCAUAAGAGUUCAUUGAUUACAUUGUAUAACAACACUGGUGAAAUGACAGAGCUCUAAUUUAAAGGGUUAACAAUUAACUCUCUAGCAAACAUUGAUGACAGUUUCUUUUCAUUAUUUAAUCUGAAUGGGCAUUUAUGGAGCUAACUAAUUUACAACACUACUGUACCUAAUGAUUUUCCUCCUGCUAUAUAUUUUUUUAUUAGUUUUUGCCCAUUUAGCUAAGUCAGUAAAUAAAGUUCCUAUUGUUGUAUGUAAAGCAUAAAACAGGAUACAAUUGUUUUAAAUGUUGUUGUUUUUCUUCAAGUCAAAUUUAAACAAAGGCAGCAACCUGUCAGAAAACAACCUUUUGGAAAAAUAGAUGUUGCGUGACUGCCCCCUGCUGGGCAUUUUGUUGUUGUAAGCACGAGUCUGAUAGGGGUUAAAAGGUCAUAGAGAUGAGUAUCUACACUACAGCAUCAAUAAAAUCUUACAUCUUACUGAC